Zingiber officinale is the source of this 1676-nucleotide messenger RNA. Its product is annotated as probable beta-1,3-galactosyltransferase 2. The coding region runs from base 241 to 1449 and encodes 402 amino acids. Gene Ontology annotation, molecular function: hexosyltransferase activity. The transcript has 11 exons. Gene Ontology annotation, cellular component: Golgi membrane. The record is from RefSeq and is a predicted model, not a curated record. Lineage: Eukaryota; Viridiplantae; Streptophyta; Magnoliopsida; Zingiberales; Zingiberaceae.
ACAAUUAUAGAUAUUAAAUGAAUUCACAGAAACAUAUAUCGAAGUGGAGAAGACAGAACGUGCAUCAUUUUUGGCUGCAAUCGCAUCUCUCACAGGCGAAAACUCACAAAUUUGCAAGAUCUUCUCCGAGCAUUACCCAAAAGAAUCCUUUUUGGAGCACUUUUUGGGUUCAGAGUCCAAAUCUGAGGUCUCGCGAGGUUGGGAGGAGGGAGAACUGAGAGGGUGAGAAGGAGAAGAGUGAUGAGUUGGAGGAGCAGAGGAGGAGGAGAGACCGUGUCUAAAAGAUGGACCUUUUUGCUUUGCCUUGGCAGCUUCUUCACUGGCCUCCUCUUCACCAACAGAAUGUGGACAAUGCCCGAAGUGAAAGAGAGCGAUAUAAUUCGAACUAACAGUGCCAGUGUACCAAACAAAGAGCUCAUAGCCGAGCGAUAUUUUUCACAAAUGAUGGAUCAGAAGGAAGAAGCGAGAACAAUUCUAGGGGAAGGUUCAUCAACUGUCGAUGACCUUCAAUUGAUAAAUAAAGCAGUUUCAAACUUAGAGAUGGAACUAGCGGCAGCAAGGACAACACAAGAAUCUAUACUUAGAGGUUAUCCAAUACGACAAGAAGUUAAGGUUAUUAAAACAAUAAGACACAAGUAUUUUAUGGUUAUUGGAAUCAAUACUGCAUUUAACAGUCGAAAACGAAGAGAUUCAAUUCGUGCUACGUGGAUGCCACAAGGUGACAAAAGAAAGAAGCUAGAAGAAGAAAAGGGGAUCGUGAUUUGCUUUGUUAUCGGUCAUGGUGCUACUUCAGGUGGAAUUUUGAAUCGAGCUAUCGAUGCUGAAGAAAAAAAACAUGGUGAUUUCUUGAGACUGGAUCAUGUUGAAGGAUACCUUGAGUUAUCUGCCAAAACAAAAUCUUACUUUGCAACUGCUUUUUCUUUGUGGGACGCAGAAUUUUACGUCAAGGUUGAUGAUGAUGUACAUGUGAACAUAGCAACACUUGGACAUACUUUGGUGAAGCAUCGAAUGAAACCUCGAGUAUACAUUGGAUGCAUGAAGUGUGGUCCUGUCCUUGCUAAGAAGGGAGUGAGAUAUUAUGAACCUGAAAAUUGGAAGUUCGGAGGCGACGGAAACAAGUACUUUCGACAUGCCACUGGUCAAUUGUAUGCCAUUUCAAAUGAAUUGGCAGCUUAUAUCUCCAUAAACCAGCAUAUACUGCACAAAUAUGUGAAUGAGGAUGUGUCAUUAGGAUCUUGGUUCAUAGGUUUAGACGUUGAGCAUAUCGAUGAUCGCAAGCUUUGCUGUGGCACUCCGCCCGAUUGCGAGUGGAAGGCGCAGGCAGGCAACACCUGUGUCGCAUCGUUCGAUUGGAGCUGCAGUGGCAUCUGCGAUUCGGUUGAUCGGAUCAAAGAAGUUCAUCAACGCUGCAGUGAAAACUCGAGUGCCAUAUGGAAUGCAGUUUUUUAGGAUGCAUCCCUUCAAACAAGAGUCUACACUGUAAAUGUAGGAAAGUUAUAUUGAAUGCAAUAUCUCAACUUUGAGAAGGGAAAGAUGUAGUUGUUUAUAUUUUCAUAGAGGAAGGAAACCCCUUGUUCACAAUUCACAAACUUAUGUUGUUGAUCAAGAAUCUGUAUAAUAAUAUUCUUGGGAGGUAUUUAAUCUGCCAUAUAUAUUGAGAAUAAAUUUUACAUUAA